Molecule: messenger RNA, 4224 nt
Organism: Hyla sarda
Lineage: Eukaryota; Metazoa; Chordata; Amphibia; Anura; Hylidae
Exons: 2
Coding region: 313-4224 (1303 amino acids)
Source: RefSeq, a predicted model, not a curated record
CUGUGCUAAGAAGAGAGAGACUACAUACUCCAUUGCCCCAUGUGGCAGCAUCGCUGUUUCACCGCGUGCUUAUUACCUAUGACUCAAUAAAUCUACAGACUUCACCAUACAGUCUUGGCUAUUGAAGAAUAGGGCGGUUUAUCUGCAUGUCAGACUACACACACCACAGGGUAAUGUGUAGCGAGGACAGAACAGUGAAACAGCGGCUACCCAGCCAGUGGGAUACAAGACACAGAGACCUGCUAUAGUGCAGCUACCUGCUCACAGAUAUACAGCACUCUCUGCACAGACAAGCAUCUUCUUAAAGGCACAAUGUCUCAGAAAUCUUCACACAAAUCCAGAUCUGUUGCUUCUGUCUCCACAAAAGCUUCAUCUAUUAGCAGUGCAGUGGCCAUUGCCCGCGCAAAAGCUGAAGCAGCUAAAACGCGAGCAGCAUUCGCUGAGCAAGAAAUGCAAAUAAAAAUAGAGAAGGCAAGGCUAGAAGCAACAUUAGAGAAACUCGCUGCAGAAAAGGAGGCUGCAGCCACCAUUGCUGAAGCAGAGUUCUUAGAGGCUAUAGAGUAUCCUGAAACACUACAGCGUGACAGCAUACCAGGUAUGAAGCUUAAAUCGCAAGAUCCAUUGCAACGCACGUCAGAGUAUGUAAAUGAGCUCCCAGGUUCAGACAGCAAUACUGAUCCAGUACAAAAGCCCAAACGUUGUACCAUAAGUGAAAUAGGCCCAGUACAGCAUGAAGUGCCAUCCUGGGUCAACUACAAGCAAGAGAACAACUCGGCUGGUAAUAACCUCAUUACAGGUCAAGCAGUCAAGCCAGAUCACCUCACUGUUGCAUCUCCCCUGACGCCAAGGCAGCAUGAUACUGGCCAGCACAACCAAGAGACUACUAACAGGUAUGAGCAUACCCCAUAUUCUUACCAGGGUAGUACACCACCAGUAUACCCUGCUGUCUACCAGACCACAAUGGACUUUGCAAAGUUUUUUACACGGCGCGAACUAGUCGCAAAAGGAAUUGUGACGUUCAAUGAUCGUCCUGAAGACUAUAGAGCCUGGAGAUCUUCCUUUCAGAAUGUCACAAGAGACUUAGACCUGUCAUGUAGUGAAGAGGUGGACCUCUUGGUCAAAUACCUGGGGGAAGAGUCAAGCAAACAUGCAGCUAGGAUCAGGGCUAUCAAUAUAAACUACCCCGAGACUGGUCUUAAAAUGAUUUGGAGCAGACUUGAUGAGUGCUAUGGCUCAGCAGAGGUUAUAGAAAGUGCCCUCUACAAAAGAAUUGAGGACUUUCCCAGGAUAACCAACAAAGGCUAUCAGAAACUCAGAGAACUUAGUGACUUACUAAUGGAACUUCAAGUUGCCAAAUCUGAAGGGGACUUACAAGGACUUGCAUACCUUGACACAGCAAGAGGUGUCAACCCUUUAGUUCAAAAACUACCCUUCAACCUACAAGAGAAGUGGAUUACCCAUGGUUCCACAUAUAAAUAUAAACAUAAUGUCCCAUUUCCUCCAUUCUCUGUUUUUGUUGAUUUUGUGCAUAAUCAAGCAAAGAUAAGAAAUGACCCUAGUUUUGAUCUUACAUUGUCAUGUGCCACUCCAGUUCUCAAUUCCCGCAAAACCUCAGUGGCAGUACACAAGACUAAUGUUUCUCCUCCAGAUUUUAUUCACAGGCCGGCAAGCCAAGCAGAGGUAAAGGCACGGGAUCCAAGCAAGCAGUGUCCCAUACAUCAAAAGCCUCAUCCUCUCCUAAAAUGUAGAGCCUUCAGAGAGAAACCAGUUGAAGACCGCAAAAGAUUCCUGAAAGAGAAUGGCAUCUGUUACAAGUGCUGUGGAUCAACAUCUCAUUUUGCCAAGGAUUGCAAGGUCAGUGUAAAAUGCACAGAAUGUGACACCACAGAUCACAACACAGCUUUACACCCUGGUCCAGCACCAUGGGCUUCACAGAGCGCUUCAAGUGACACUGAGCAUGGCGGGGAGAAAGGAAACACUGCUAUAGCUUCACCAGAGGUCACUUCACAAUGCACAGAAGUGUGCAAAGGGACAUUAGGCAGCAGAUCCUGCUCUAAAAUCUGUCUAGUCAGAGUCUACCCAAAAGGCCAAAAAGACAAAGCUGUAAAACUGUAUGCUAUACUGGAUGAUCAGAGUAAUAGAUCCUUAGCCAGAUCAACAUUCUUUGACAUCUUCAAAACUCAAGGACCAAGCACUCCAUACUCCUUAAAAACCUGUGCAGGUACCACAUCCACAAUGGGGAGGAAGGCCACCGGCUACCAAAUUGAAUCCUUAGAUGGACAGACUUGCCUUCCCUUGCCUACCAUAAUUGAGUGCAACCAAAUUCCUGACAACAGAUCUGAAAUUCCUACAAGAGAGGUAGCAAGCUAUCAUUCACACCUAAAGAGCAUGGCACAUCUUAUACCAGAACUUGAUCAUCAGGCACAGAUAAUCCUACUUCUUGGGAGAGAUAUUUUACAAGUACACAAGGUGAGACGUCAUAUUAAUGGUCCCAAUAAUGCUCCCUAUGCCCAAAAGCUAGACCUAGGAUGGGUCAUAAUAGGAGAUGUAUGCUUGGGACGCAUGCACACUCCCACCUCUGUGACCAGCAUGCUCACCAAUAUGCUAGACAAUGGUCGACCUUCUCUUUUCCAACCAUGCAACAACAACUUUCAUGUCAAAGAAUUGCCAUACUGCAACCAACUGCUCUGCACCUAUACAGAUCUUCCGUGUGACAGCCAUGCAGCAUCUAACAUUUAUGAAGAUCAGUUAGGUUGUACAGUAUUUCAGAGAACAACGAAGGAUAAUCAAGUGGCAAUGUCAAUAGAGGACAAGUUGUUUUUAGACAUAAUGCACAAUGGAUUUGUUAAAGAUGAAACUAACAGCUGGGUCGCACCUCUUCCAUUCAGGAGUCCCAGACAACGCCUGCCUAAUAACAGAGAGCAAGCUCUAAAACGUUUCUCUUCUCUCAAGCACAACCUGCAGAGGAAACAAGAAAUGAGAAACCACUUCUUCACCUUCAUGAAAAAGAUAUUUGAAAAUGGCCAUGCAGAGAUAGCUCCCAAACUCAAAGACUUUGAGGAAUGCUGGUACCUACCAAUGUUUGGAGUAUACCACCCAAAGAAACCAGGCCAAAUCAGGGUGGUGUUUGACUCUAGUGCCAAGUUUGAGGGUGUCUCUUUAAAUGAUGUUCUCUUGACAGGUCCAGACCUGAACAACAAACUUAUGGGAGUACUCAUGCGCUUCCGCAAUGAUUCUAUUGCCUUCACCGCUGACAUUCAACAAAUGUUUCAUUGUUUCCUUGUCAAAAAGGAAGACAGGAAUUUCUUAAGAUUUCUCUGGUACAGAGACAAUGAUCUUUCUAAAGAAGUUAUAGAGUAUCGUAUGAGAGUGCACAUCUUUGGCAACAGUCCUUCGCCAUCAGUUGCAAUUUAUGGACUCAAAAGGUCUGCUCAAGAAGGUGAGGCGGAAUAUGGAUCAGAUGUCAGAAAAUUCGUAGAAAAGGACUUCUAUGUUGAUGACUGCCUAAAAGCUAUGCCUUCAAAUGAGACUGCUAUUAAUCUCCUCAGGAGAGCUCAAGAAAUGCUUGCCUACUCAAACCUCAGGCUUCACAAAAUAGCCUCCAAUAGUCAAGAACUAAUAGAGGCCUUUCCAUCUCAGGAUCGCUGUAGUGAUUUGAAAGACCUGGACUUAGGGACUGACCCUAUGCCAGUACAACGCAGCCUUGGACAUCUCUGGAAUCUAAAAUCGGACACAUUCAUCUUCCAAGCCAGCAAGGAGGAAAAGCCCUUCACACGUAGAGGUGUUCUGUCCACCAUAAAUAGCUUGUAUGAUCCCUUGGGGUUUGCAGCUCCUGUUACAAUUCAAGGUAAAGCCCUACUCAGAAACUUAACCCGUGAAACAUCUGACUGGGACACACCUUUACCAGCCGAUCAAAGGAUUCAGUGGGAAGAGUGGAAAAACUCUCUUACAGCUUUAUCUAAACUCAAUGUAGCUAGACCCUAUGCACCAGUGCCUUCUACAGAAAUACAAAGCCAAAAACUCUACAUAUUUUCAGAUGCUUCUGUCAAGGCAAUUGCUGCUGUGGCCUAUAUUAAAACCAUGGACUCUAAAGGACAAUGCCAUGUCGGAUUUGUCAUGGGUAAAACCAAACUUGCACCAUACCCUGAGCACACUGUACCCAGACUAGAACUAUGUGCUGCUGUACUAGCUGUUGAGGUAGCUGAAUUAAUUACAUCUGAAUAG